AAUUACAAAGGGGAGAUCAGUCUAUUUUAUCAAACGAAUCAAACAGUUCACAUUCAACAUCUGUUGAUAAUAACAUUAUACCUGUUAGUAAUAAUGAAAAAGAUGAAAAUAUUCAGCCAUCAACUAGUACAGCUUUUUAUGAGAUAUAUGUGCUUGGUUCAACAGGUGUAGGAAAAACAACACUAAUUGGACAAUUUAUGACAUCGGAUUAUCGAAAUACCUAUGCUACUGAUAUAGUACAAUUUGAUAAUACAGUAUCAAUUAUAAUUGGUGAUAAGGAAAGUGAAUUGACUUUUCAUGAAGUUGAUCUAAGCAAUAAUAAUUCUUGGCUAGAUGGUAAAGCAGAUAUUUAUUUGCUAUUAUAUAGUGUUGAUUCAAAAAAUUCGUUCAAAGAUGUUAUGAAUGUUGUUGAAUGUUUACGUGAAUCAACAACAGCACGUCAUACACCUAUUGUUAUGGCUGCUAAUAAAGUUGAUUUAGAACGAAAACGUGCUAUUAGUAAGACAGAUGCAAAAAAUGCAGCAAUGACUUAUGGCUUUGCACAUUACGAAAUAUCAGUGGCGUUAAAUUUAGACGUUGAUGAUCUUUUGGUUGGACUUAUUGCUGAAAUUAAGCAAUCGUUGAAAUCUGAUCUACUCGAUAUUCAUGAUGAUAUCAAACCUUCUAAAGAGAAUACCGAUACGAAAGAGAUAAAAGAACCAAACGAUUUUAGAGCUGCAAUACGAAGAUUUUCAAGGAGAAGACAACAUCAAAUGUGUGGUACCAAUGAGAAACAAGCGAAUAAAUGUACCCAUUUCAAAAUCAAUCUUAUGGAACGUUUUCGAAAUUUGAGACGAUUAUUGCCAAAUUUAAAUUAUUAA
Molecule: messenger RNA, 860 nt
Organism: Cercopithifilaria johnstoni
Lineage: Eukaryota; Metazoa; Nematoda; Chromadorea; Rhabditida; Onchocercidae
Source: the annotation of a GenBank genome assembly